AUGAGUCUGAGCAACAGCAAGUCUGUCACAUUUGCCCACUAUACUCAAGAUCAAAUUAAGAGUUUGAAGGAUGCUUUCCAACUAAUAGACGACAAUGGGGAUGGAACGAUCUCGAACAUUGAUUUAGAUAAAAUAUGGCAAGCGUUGGGGAAGAAAUUGACACAAGACGAGAUAACCAAUAUGUUAUCGCAGCAAGAUAAUGGAGAGCUGACCUUCCCGGCUUUUUUAUCAGUAAUGAGUAGCAGCCUUGGAUCCAUGCCUGAUCAAAGUUACAUAAAGGACGCACUUCAAAUAUUUAGUAAAGAAGGUGAUCUGGAGUUGAGUUGCGAUGCAGACGAAUUAAAGGAGUAUUUAGAAAUGACUGGAUUCAUUGGCGAAAAUUUAUUCGAAAAGUUGUUAGGCAACUUCAUAUCUCAAUCGAUCACGGGGCAGAGAAUAUUUAAGGGCAGGCGUUUCUUGGAAGCUGUAGGAGAAUAA
This is a messenger RNA of Eremothecium cymbalariae DBVPG#7215, 477 nucleotides long. It is a transcript of the gene MLC2, whose product is annotated as Mlc2p. Gene Ontology annotation, molecular function: cytoskeletal motor regulator activity; myosin heavy chain binding; calcium ion binding. The record is from RefSeq and is a predicted model, not a curated record. Gene Ontology annotation, biological process: mitotic cytokinesis; actomyosin structure organization. Gene Ontology annotation, cellular component: cytoplasm; myosin II complex. Bases 1 to 477 code for a protein of 158 amino acids. The transcript has a single exon. Lineage: Eukaryota; Fungi; Ascomycota; Saccharomycetes; Saccharomycetales; Saccharomycetaceae.